Molecule: messenger RNA, 1606 nt
Organism: Contarinia nasturtii (swede midge)
Lineage: Eukaryota; Metazoa; Arthropoda; Insecta; Diptera; Cecidomyiidae
Gene: betaggt-II
Product: geranylgeranyl transferase type-2 subunit beta
Exons: 6
Coding region: 308-1303 (331 amino acids)
Biological process (GO): protein geranylgeranylation
Cellular component (GO): Rab-protein geranylgeranyltransferase complex
Molecular function (GO): Rab geranylgeranyltransferase activity
Source: RefSeq, a predicted model, not a curated record
UUACAUGUUUCUCGCAAAUCAUACGUCAAAAUCCAUUCUGGAGUGUGUAUAAUAUGAGUGUGAUGCAGUAAAAAUGCGUACAAAUGUGUCAUUCAAUUCAUUACAUUGAUUUGGUUUAUUGCUUUUAAUUAAAACGGUCGACAAAUUGUGUUUAACUCGCAGUUUAGAUACUUUUGGCAACACCAGUGGCAUUUUAUUUUCAUUUGUUCAAUCGAAUUUUCGUUCUGUAAAUUGAACCAAAUUCUUUGACUAUUCGUGCUAUUGGUAAAAAAAUCAAGCAGAUUUUUCAAAAAAAUACCAAAAAACAAUGGCUUUUAUUGUAAAUGACGUUGCAUUAUCACCGGGACCAAAGACACUUUUAUUCGAUAAACACGUCGAAUAUAUUGCAAACCAUGGAAAUGAUCAAAAUGAUUUUGAAUAUUGUAUGACCGAAUUUUUGCGAAUGUCCGGCAUUUAUUGGGGCGUUACCGCACUUGAUGUUAUGGAUCACUUGGAGAAAAUCGAUCAAGCAUCAAUCGUUGAAUUUAUUAAAAAAUGUCAGUGUCCAGUAUCAGGCGGUAUUUCACCCUGUGAAGGCCAUGACCCACAUAUUUUGUACACACUGAGUGCGGUUCAGAUUCUUUGUAUCUAUGACCGUUUACAAGAAAUUGACUUGGAAGCAGUGGCCAAAUAUGUGAGCGGACUUCAGCAACCGGACGGUAGUUUCUUUGGUGACAAAUGGGGCGAGGUUGACACACGAUUUUCAUUUUGUGCCGUUGCCAUUUUGACAUUAAUCCAUAAAAUGGAUGUGAUCAAUUUACCAAAAGCAAUUGAGUUUGUGAUGUCAUGUUGUAAUCCAGAUGGUGGUUUCGGUUCAAAGCCGCACGCAGAAAGUCAUGCUGGUUUGAUCUACUGUUGUGUUGGUUUUUUGUCAUUGACCCAGCAAUUGCAUCGUCUCGACGCUGAAAAGCUGUGUUGGUGGUUGUGUGAGCGUCAAUUGCCAAGCGGUGGUUUGAAUGGACGUCCAGAGAAGCUACCCGACGUUUGCUAUUCGUGGUGGGUGUUAUCAUCGCUAACAAUUAUGGGCCGAUUGCAUUGGAUUAAAGCCGACCAGCUAGAGCAGUUUAUUUUGUCUUGUCAAGAUAACGAAACCGGUGGUUUCAGUGAUCGAACGGGCAAUUUACCGGAUAUUUUCCAUACACUUUUCGGUUUGGCCGCCCUGUCAUUGCUAAAAGCCGACAAGCGCCUUAAACCUAUCAAUGCGACACUUUGUAUGCCACAGUAUGUCAUCGAUCGUCUGGGAAUUAAACCGCAAUUUUUAUAAAUUUAAAUAUAUUUAAACAGUUUAGCGUUUAGGUGAACGAUCCGAUAGAUGGAUUUUAAACAAUUUCUUUAUUUUAACUAUUUCCAAUACAAAGACGAAAAAUUGAGAAGAAGAACAUACAAAUAACAAAAUUAUUUCUCUUUGUUUUGCACUAAACAAAAAAAUCAUUUCCAACAAAUAAGAAUUGUAUUAUAUGAAUUGAAUUUGAAUUGUAUUAUUGAACUGCUGAUUACACUGUUUAUUAUGUAUAAAAGAAAAACAUUGCAGUUAAAUAUAGAGUAAUAAAAGAAAACAAAAACGAAA